This is a messenger RNA of Helicoverpa zea (corn earworm), 3318 nucleotides long. Its product is annotated as integrin alpha-5-like. The transcript has 25 exons. The coding region runs from base 235 to 3177 and encodes 980 amino acids. The record is from RefSeq and is a predicted model, not a curated record. Gene Ontology annotation, biological process: integrin-mediated signaling pathway; cell-matrix adhesion; cell-cell adhesion. NCBI's taxonomy places the organism in Eukaryota, Metazoa, Arthropoda, Insecta, Lepidoptera, Noctuidae. Gene Ontology annotation, molecular function: integrin binding. Gene Ontology annotation, cellular component: integrin complex; external side of plasma membrane.
CAAACCUGGGACUCUUUGAUUGGUCAUUGCGUCAAACAGGUAAAUGAUCUAUUUACCGACAGUCUUUUUAUGGCAUUAUGGUAGAAAUCACCAUAUUACAUAUAUUUUCCUUAUAACAAAGCAGUUUCAAUUAUAAUGUUUGACGAACCAGUUCAUUGUGAAUUAUUAAGGGAUAAUUAUUAGUUAUUUAGUGAGUGUUUUAUUGAACUGAGGAGUGAGGAGUUACACUUGAAAAUGUGUGGAAUUAAAAUGCUGGCUGUGCUAUCUAUGCUGCAAUCAUUGCAAUAUGCAGCGUGCAUAUUCUUCCACGAACCUUCGGCAGUUAUAGUUGCACCAUAUGAAGCUUCGAGUACACCAGAUUUGUACACAGACUUUGGAUUUACCCUGUCUUUCUCUAACUCAUCAAAAACAAUAGUGAUUGGUGCCCCAACAAUGGAUCACAUAGGCAAGGUGUAUGGAUGUGAAACGAGGUUCGCUGCCAUCGACAUCAAAAUGGAGUGUGACGAAAGAAUCAUGCCAUUUGACUGGCAAGAAGAACAUCUUGACAUGUUUCCAAAUCAACGCUAUUAUUUGGGCGGCUCCGUUGCUACUACUUCUAAAUAUAUUUUUGCGUGUGCGCCACUAUGGACGCAAGCAGAACGCAUGUCUGAUGGUCUUAAAGGUGACGCAUUUGGUACAUGUUUGGUAAAAGACGAAGUCGAUACUCAUCAGUACCGAGGAAUAUUUGAGCAACACUUGAAACAACCGACAAAGUUUAUCGACUAUAAACUAUUCAGUGGUGGAACUGGUUGGUCCACGCUGGUUGAUGAGGAGAAUGACCUGCUGAUAAUAGUAAAAACAUCGUUGACUGGAGAUAUCGUAUAUGUUCCUGUAUCAGAACCUUUGAACCCAGUGAAAUCGAUGAUGAACAAAAACAAAGCUGUACAGAAGAGCUUGGGAGCCUAUUGGAACUUAGGAUAUGGUAUCACUUCUGGAAAGUUUUUCUCAAAAGGUACAACACAUUACGCGUUCAGUAUGACAGAGAAAAAUAUGGAAGGAGCUAUAUCCUUUUUAAAGUACGAGCAUAAGCUUUUGUCCCUUUUGAAAGACAAAAAGAAACUAGUGAGAAUAGACAGUAGGCAUACAGCAGUAAUGUUCGGCACAACUUUGAGUGCAGCUGACCUUAACUUGGAUGGACUGGAUGAACUGUUAGUGGGUGCGCCUGCACAUUACGAUGAAGAGACAUUCGAGUGUGGAGCUGUGCAUAUCUAUUUGGGCGGUGAUAUGUCUACCAUCACCAGUUUGAAUAGAGUACGAACAAUUUUAGGAAGUUCUGAAUUCGGACGCUUUGGCACUGCCAUUGCAAGUAUGGACAUUGACGGAGAUAGCAAACGAGAACUGGUAAUAAGUGCCCCAUACGAGGAUGAUGGAUUAGGAACCAUCUAUAUACUCUCUGGUUAUGAGGUUUACCACGCCCUGAUGAAGUCCAAGGUCUUCAAGAGUAUCCAUCUAUCUGAGUUGAAGAUGACACAGAGAGUACAGAAGAAACCGUUCAGGAAUCUUGGAUUUAGCCUGCAAUUUGUCGAUGAUGUUGAUUUUAAUGGUUGUAACGAACUGGUGGCAGGUGCUCCCGGCGGCGGUCGGGGGAGAGCGCUGGUGUUCAAAUGCUUUCAAACAAUCAACGUGACCAUAUCUAGUGAGGUCGUUGGUGAACAGAUAGUAAGAGAACAGGACACAAAUUUUACCGUGAAAGUAUGCGCCCGAGUACAACUUAAAAAUGAUCCAAAGAAUAUUGUUGGAAACAUAACCGUCGUGAACAGUAUUAUAGGCGAAGCCACGUAUAUUCCUAAGCCGAAGUUUGUAAUAGACUUGACGUGCUUCGACUGUCAGAGAGACCAAUUGCAUUGUGAAUUUGUUACUGUGGAAUUGAAAGACAAGGAGCCGAGAUACUACACAUUUACAUCGAAAGCAGAACUUCAAAAUUAUCACAUUAAUAACAGAGACAGCACUGAAUUUAAUACCACAUGGGUAGUGACAAAUCAACAUAGUAAAUUAGAAAACAGCAUAGGGGUUUCAAGACACUGUAAGGGCAAUGACUGCAUACCAAAGCUAUCUAUGGAUAUCAUAUGGAAUGGCAGCAAAACAUACCUUCUCGGUUCUUCUGCAAAUGAGACGGUGACGAUACGAGUCCGUAACGAUGGCAACGCGUCGUACGAGUCGUGCGUUUGGCUGCGCGUGAGUGGAGCACCCUUAGGCCUUGGAAAGUGUGAUAAUUAUAAUGGAGGGUAUAGGUGCGAUUUGAACAAGCCUUUGAAAAGAGAAACUCAGCAAGAUAUAAACCUUAUUCUAAACAUGACGACACCCACAAACAUGUAUAAAGAACUUCUUGUCGACGCGUAUUUAUAUGAAAACUGCAACCAAAAGAGUAUACAGGAAAAAACAUUACAAAUACCUUUUACACUGACUUCAGAAGGCAUCUCUAUUAAUCAAAAACCACAUGUUCUAAAUACUACAGACAAAUUAAUUGCUGAAAAUGCUACUAUUUACGAUAAUCAUGAGUACGUGAUUCGGAACAAUGAUCUCAUAAAGUGGGAGAAAGUUCGAGCCAACUUUACAAUGGAAUAUCGACCAUAUUUUUAUUCAUUUAAGGUAUCAACAUCAGCGGGCGAUUGUGAAAGAUUCAAAAAUGAGGGUUCUGAUUCUAUGACAUACAACUGCACAUUACUCAUAAAACCGUAUUCAACGCAAAAAAUAAUAGGCACUACAGAAAUAUUCGGUAAAAAUUUAGAAAGUCUCAUAAACGAGAAGCUAAAUACUAAAUCUAUAUUGACACUAGAUUUGGACUCCAGAGUAACUCUGCUGAAAUCCGAAGCAAUAAAUGAAAUAAAAAUAGAGAGGGAGUUGACUUUGAGUAGGAAUAAGCUACUCAUUUCGUUGCUAGCUGUGUUCAUUGCUUUAAUUCUACUGGCUAUUUUGAUAUUUGUACUUUAUAAGUGCGGCUUCUUCUAUAGAAAACAGCAACGGAAUCUACUGGUAAUGAAAGAAAGUAUUCGCAGGAAAAGUAUUAGACAGAGUCACGUGUCUGGAACAGACGGUCCCGUCGAAGGUUUACAAAUGGAUGUUGACGAUGACCCAUUCGAUGAUAUUCGCCCAGUGACGACCAAUGAUAACGCGAAUCUAGUCGAUGAAAAGUUAUAAAAUUUAAUACGUAGAAGUGGACUAUAUAAUAAUUAAUAUUAUGAGUUUUCUUUUUUUGUGUGUUUAUAUGAUUAAUUAUUAUUAUGCUGAAAGUCUGGUUUGCUUUAAAUAAAAACAGAAUUUAUUUGUUUUUGGUGAAAA